AUGGACAACCCAGUUUCUCCCUUGAUGACCUCGAGCUCAUUGCCCGUCGACUCGCGCUCCCCAUCUCAACCUCGCUCGCCGUGGUCAUCCCUGAUGUCCCCUACCCCGAACCGCGCUAGGUUCCCGGCCAUGGUGUUGGCGAACCUGAUACGUCAUAAACCCGGCCACAGCUCACCCGCGAACAACGCUUUGCCUUCCCCCUGCCUGCCAAAUCCAAGCAGCCCGUAUUCAACCACGCCAGGAGAAGAUCUGAAUAACUUUGUCUGGGAUGCAGGGUGUCCCUCUGAUUCACCUAGGAGGGCCCACCAUGAAGAAGAAUUGUACGAAAUUGCCCGGCUCUACCAACCAUCAGUCGGGAAGCGCACCCGUCCGACCCCUCAACCCAUCAUCACUCGGAGAGACCUUUUACCGUUAUCCACAGGAGUCCCCGAGGGCGCUCUAACUCCAACACUUUCUUCUGCCGGUGCCUUCAAGAGCUCCAUUCACAGACUCUUACGCAAGCGGACUGCUCUCCAUCUCAAAAACUCAUCCCAGUCCUCCUCGAGCACAACGAGUCCCUCGGAGACUUCGGCUGACGCAGAAGACCGGAUACAUCAAGAGCUGGAAGAAACCAGCGAUGACGAAUACCGAAGCAACAUUGGCUACUCACCUUUUAUGCAUGACGACCCGCAUCCCUCCAACGCACAGCCCUUCACUCCCUCCGUCCAGACCCACGCUGCCUUCGGAUCGCCUCUCUCUGCUCCCCGUACCCCUGCGCGCGCAAGAAGGAGUCCUCCUGAGGAAGAGCAGUUCAUUGGUAACCCGCUUCCCCCCCGCUCAAGCUCUAUCGCGCAAUGA
This is a messenger RNA of Puccinia triticina, 837 nucleotides long. RefSeq lists its product as uncharacterized. Bases 1 to 837 code for a protein of 278 amino acids. Lineage: Eukaryota; Fungi; Basidiomycota; Pucciniomycetes; Pucciniales; Pucciniaceae. The record is from RefSeq and is a predicted model, not a curated record. The transcript has 2 exons.